UAUACGUAUAAAGAGCACAGGUCUAUAUAAACUAUUGUAGAAGUUACCAAGUAAUGCAUCUUAGAAUAUGCUGUGUUUGACGAUUAUUUUUCUCUUCAUCUUCGUUUGCCUCUACUGCAUCUGUGAUUGCAUUAAACCGAGAAAUUAUCCACCUGGCCCAUUGUGGAUUCCAUUAUUCGGAUGUUUUCUGAAGUUCGCAUGGCUACGCUCGAAACUUGGAUACAUUUAUCUAGCUAUGCAAGACCUGGAGCGUACAUAUGGACCUGUAAUAGGAUUAAAGCUUGGAGUUCAAAAGGUGGUGGUGAUUUCAACGUACGAUUUGGUGAAGAAGGCUCUUCUUCAAGAUGAAUUCAACAGCCGGCCGGAUGGAUUUUUCUUUAGAAUACGAUCGCUCGGGAAGAGAAAGGGUGUUCUGUUCACUGAGGGCACCAUGUGGGCACGGACUCGUAGAUUUACGAUGCGGCAUCUGCGGACGUUCGGUAUAGGUCAGUCAGUUAUGAAAGAACAAUUGGUUUUGGAGGCUCAAAAUCUCAUUGAUCAUCUGCAACAAAUGAGCGAGAGUGGCGCGGUGACGAUGCAUACUGCUUUCGAUGUCGCGGUGAUCAAUUCGCUGUGGUUCAUGAUCGCUGGGCACAAAUUCAAGUACGAGGACCAAAAGCUACAAGAAGCGCUUACGUUGGUUCACGAUGCCUUCAAAUUAAUGGAUACCAUGGGUGGAGUGGUUUCACAGAUGCCUUUUCUACGUUUCGUGAUCCCGAAACUAUCAGGAUACGAAGAGCUGAUGGAGAUUCUAGAGAAUCUGUGGCGCUUUCUGGAGGAGGAGAUUAAGAUACACGAGCGGGAGCUAUCCAAUGAUCCGCCACGUGAUUUGAUUGAUGCGUUUCUUUUGGAGAUUUGUAAACGCGAUGAGAAUGAAGAUACGAUUUUUGAUCGUGAGAAUUUAUUGAUACUGUGCCUUGAUCUUUUCUUGGCCGGGUCAAAGACGACUAGUGACACUUUAGCGAAUAUAUUUCUCUUCCUAUCACUGAAUCCCGAAUGGUUGAAAAUACUUCAGGCUGAGUUGGAUAGUAUCGUUGGUAGGUCACGAGCUCCAACUGAGGAUGAUUUACCAUCCUUGCCAAUAACGGAAGCUUUCUUAGCUGAGGCACAAAGAUAUCUGACUUUGGCUCCACUCGGCGUACCUCACACAACCGCAAAGGAUGUUUUUUUAAAUGGUUAUCGAAUUCCCAAGGAUACGAUUAUUCUCUUUGACUAUCAUAGUGCUCACAACGACAAGGCGUACUGGGAACAACCGAACGAAUUCCGACCGCAACGAUUUCUAGACGAGCAGGGACAAUUCCGUCGGAACAACUACGGUUUGCCUUUCGGUUUAGGCAAGAGGCGCUGUCUGGGCGAGCAGCUGGCACGCUCCACGUUGUUCCUGUUCUUUACCUACGUCGUGCAUUACUUCGACAUAGAGAUCUCAGCCGAGCACAGCAAACCGAACCUGAACGGUUACGACGGUUUUACUAUGUCGCCGAAACCGUAUUAUCUCAAGCUCACGAAAAGAUCCAGUCGUGACGAUGAUCGCCACGUGACUCGCGCGAGCACACAUGACGGCACAUUUGGACUUCUGCGAAGGGGCUCGAUUUCGUUGAACUUGUAAAACGUGCGAGUAAAACUUUCACGGCAUAGAAUCAAUAAACGUUAUUCGCAAACGUCGAACCGCGCCGCGCCAUGUACGAGAUCAGUUACCGGAAAUGGAUCUUUUUGUCAAACAGCUCGCGCUACGCGUAAUACGUGACCACAUAACGCGCAUAACACAUUAUGCAUAAUACGAAGCAAGUCGAUUACAAAUUACCGUAAUACAAAGUAUUACAAAAUAUCAGAGCGUUUAACUUGAAGCGAUGAUACAGUGAUAUACUUAUAUAUGCAGAAAGAUCGAUUUCGCUUUCUGAUUGUUUUGAUGUCUAACAAAACUAUUUUCAAAUCUGCAUCUAACUACAAUAAAUUUUUAAGUAA
This is a messenger RNA of Trachymyrmex septentrionalis, 2001 nucleotides long. RefSeq names its product methyl farnesoate epoxidase-like. Bases 68 to 1645 code for a protein of 525 amino acids. Gene Ontology annotation, biological process: xenobiotic metabolic process. Gene Ontology annotation, molecular function: heme binding; iron ion binding; oxidoreductase activity, acting on paired donors, with incorporation or reduction of molecular oxygen, reduced flavin or flavoprotein as one donor, and incorporation of one atom of oxygen. The record is from RefSeq and is a predicted model, not a curated record. The transcript has 8 exons. Gene Ontology annotation, cellular component: cytoplasm; intracellular membrane-bounded organelle. NCBI's taxonomy places the organism in Eukaryota, Metazoa, Arthropoda, Insecta, Hymenoptera, Formicidae.